Molecule: messenger RNA, 1709 nt
Organism: Hydra vulgaris (swiftwater hydra)
Lineage: Eukaryota; Metazoa; Cnidaria; Hydrozoa; Anthoathecata; Hydridae
Molecular function (GO): DNA binding
Source: RefSeq, a predicted model, not a curated record
UUUUGUUAAUGUAUACCCUGUAUGAAGGUUGUUAUAUUUUGUAUAUACAUGAUAAAUAUUUACAGUGUUAUAUAUCAUGUAUGUAUUUCAUAUGAAGGAUAUAACAAAACUGAAGCUGUUUAUUUAGUUUAUCAGUUUGAUGCAGUUAGCUGCAUGUGAUUUAAAGUAUGGCAUCUUGUACAGUUGCAGUUUCAGAGGACAAAGUUGAUAAAUUAAAAUCUGCUAAAAAGUGUCUAGCCUGUGGUAGACUGAAUGCUGUUGCUAAAAAAAAAUGUGCUUGUGGAAGUGAAUUUGUUUCCAAGUGGAAAAGUAUUCUCAAGGAAAGUAUUGUUUUUAUAGCCCCAGUUGUAUUGACACCUGAGCGUCUGCGAUCUAAAGUUUUAAAUGAUGGUUACCAAUCGAGUUUAGGUGCUUACUCUGAUGUAGAAGUAUCUGAUAAUGAAGGUUUUCAAGUUUCAAAUAAAGACAAUAAACUUAAUUCUUCUAUCACUCACUUACAAAAUGAGAUCAGCAUUGAAGUUAGUAGUGAAAAGUUGUACGCAAAACCAAAACGAAUUAGGAAAAUAAAAUAUGGUUUGUCUUUUGACUUUUACGAUCAAAAUUUGAUAACUGCACAAAAAGCAAGUGUUGAUAGCUACAAUGAAAAGAUGCUUAAUGAUAAAAAGCUUGAAUCAUUUGCACUUGACACUAGUGUUGAAUCUUGUAAAGAAGGCCUUGUGUCACCAACCUCUUCUAUUUCUUCUUCAAAAUCUUCGAUUUAUGCAACUGUAGUUGAAGACUACAAGGAAGUUGAAGACAAUAAAAACUUCAGUUUUUCAGAAACUACAGAACAAGGUUUUAGUAAAAAAGAUUCUUUCACUGCUCCAUUAGGUGACACAAAUAUCACUUUGAAAAAUGAGUCAUCUGCUACAUCUCCACCUGUUGAUCUUAAUGAACAAAAUUUAGAAAAAAAUAGUCAUGAUAAAAAUAUAGAUGUCUCCUUUACUGGAGGUAAUGAAUUUAUUCAUUUUGGAAAACGUCCAAUUGGAAGACCACGCAAACAUUUAAAGCUAAAUGUGCCUAAGCGUGCUGUAGGUCGACCUCGUAAAGAUGGCAAAGUAUCAGAUAAAAUGAGCUAUUACCAGAGAAAAAAGGCAGAAAAACUAAGAAUAAAAACCUUACAACUUGAAAUAGCAAAUAUUUCUGAGCAUCAUACAGAGACAAUUACUGAUGAGUCAAACCCAAAAUUAGCUUUUAGAAGUAUGGAGUUUAAUCAACCAAAUGAGUUACACAAGAUAUGGGAGAAUAAAUUUGUUAAGAAGCGAGGUCGUCCUAAAGGCUCGCGGGAUACUCGUCCUCGUCAAAAAAAAAAAAUUGCUGUUGACUACAAUGAUAAUAGAGAAAUAUAUGAAAGUGCAUUGGAAAAAUUAUCAAACUGUGGUAGUUUAAAUAUGGCUUUGCCAAAAAAAGCAAGAUGCCUUCUGUCUCCACCAUCACUUAUGUCAUCGAUAAUAAGGAAACAAAAAAAUAAUGACAGUUUCGAUAUCAAAGAUAAUGAAAAGUCAGAGCGCAAACAAGAAAAAGAGAACUACAUUUCAGAAGAGAAAAAAGAAAUUUUCUCUCUUAUUCUUGACGAAAUUAAUCGAAAAAUUAUUUCACAAAAGUGUUUUUUAUAAAGUGUUAUUUUGUGUGUGUACAUUAUAUUCUUUUUGUUCAUGGAUGAAUGCAAA